This is a messenger RNA of Momordica charantia (bitter melon), 1120 nucleotides long. Lineage: Eukaryota; Viridiplantae; Streptophyta; Magnoliopsida; Cucurbitales; Cucurbitaceae. The record is from RefSeq and is a predicted model, not a curated record.
GUGCACGUACUGCCACGGGAGAUGCUGGGAAAAUCAACUUUCGGGCUGUCCAUGUGGUUGCUCAAGUGGUUCCCCAUUGGAGUUGUGGAUAGGCUGCUGCUAAUGGUGUCGAGGCUGAUGCUCGGUGACACUUCCAGAUUUGGGCUGGACCGGCCCAUUAUGGGCCCACUUCGCCUCAAGAACUUCUCCGGCAAGACCCCCGUCCUCGACGUUGGAACCCUCGCCAAGAUCAAAACUGGUCACAUCAAGAUACGUCCUAGCAUCAAGCGGCUGAGGCGCCACGCUGUGGAGUUUGUUGAUGGGAGAUUGGAAAAUUUUGAUUCCAUUAUAUUGGCUACUGGGUAUAGAAGCAAUGUGCCCUCUUGGCUAAAGGAGGGAGAAAUGUUUGGGAAAGCAGAUGGACUGCCGAGGAGACCGUUUCCAAAUGGGUGGAAAGGAGAGAAUGGGCUAUACGCAGUGGGAUUCACGAAGCGUGGAUUACUCGGCGCGUCAAUGGACGCCAAGAGGAUCGCCGAGGACAUCGAACGGUGUUGGAGAGCGGAGGCCAAGCUCUGCACUCCCACGCCGCAAUCUCCACCGUCCACAUAACUCCAUCAGCGAGGAGGCAAAAAUAAUCCACAACUCCAUUUGAAACGCGGAUUAUCAAGAAAACAAAAAAUCGCCCUUCUUCCUCGUGAAUAAGGGAGCUGGGAUUCAGUGCUUCUCUGAUUCUUCAAGAAAGGAAAAAAGAAAAAAAGGCUAAAGAAAAAGAGAGGGUUGCAGAAAAAAAAAAAUAAAGACAAAAAUAGAAGGAAAGAAAUUACCAUGCUCGCCCUCGGGAAGGAGGAGAAACAGAAGACGUGGCUAAUUUAUUCCAAUUGUUUGGUUCCUCGUAAACGGCAGCAGCUACUUUGAACAAUUUUUUUUUCUGUGGUUAGAGAGAGAGAAGUAGGAGAGAGAAAGGGGAUGUUUGGAAAUGCUAUUUGUUAUAGAAUGAGAUUUUUCUGAUGUUAUUUGGGCACAAAAAUGGAAAGAGAGGAGGCAAAAAAAGGAAAGAUAGAAAAUUAAGAGCUUUGCGAUUGGUUUUGGGUGAUGGAUCGGAAUAAUGUGACUGACACUCGAAUAACCGUUAGAUGUUGAA